Microcebus murinus (gray mouse lemur) is the source of this 1507-nucleotide messenger RNA. RefSeq names its product ankyrin repeat and SOCS box containing 12 (gene ASB12). Lineage: Eukaryota; Metazoa; Chordata; Mammalia; Primates; Cheirogaleidae. Gene Ontology annotation, molecular function: protein binding. Gene Ontology annotation, biological process: positive regulation of protein catabolic process; protein ubiquitination; intracellular signal transduction. The record is from RefSeq and is a predicted model, not a curated record.
AGAGCCACCUCAUUAAUCUACACAUUCUGAGCUGAGGAAGAUGCCUCUACCAAAUCCCUAGCCAUGAUGUAGGCCCUACUAGGAGUGGAGGAAUACAAGAUGAAUACAGGGUCCUCGCCCUGAGUUUACACACUAAUGGAGCAAAGAUAAGUGGAAAUGUGAUGUGAAAGUUCAUAGCUGAAGUCCAGUUGUGAUUCUUUGGAAUCCCUGAGCAGGAGAAGGAGGAGAUUGGGGAAGGCUUCCCAGAAGUAGGAGUUUGAGGGGCAGGUAGAACAAUAUAUGCAAAGACACCAACCUGUGUAAUGGCCUCAUCUGUUGUGGAGCAUCUCCAGGGCCUGAAAUAAGGCAGUGGGCAUGGGAGUGAGAAGUGGGAAACCCAUGGAUCUGGCAUAUCCUCCUGCUCAUAAUGAGAAUAGUCCUGUUCCCAUUAGCCAAGAUGAACCUCAUGGACAUCACCAAGAUCUUCUCCCUCCUGCAGCCCGACAAGGAGGAUGAGGAUACUGACAUGGGGGAGAAGCAGGCUCUCAAUCAAGCAGUGUAUGACAAUGACUCCUAUACCUUGGACCAGCUUUUGCGCCAGGAGCGUUAUAAACGUUUUAUCAACAGCAGGAGUGGCUGGGGCGUUCCUGGGACACCUUUGCGCUUGGCUGCAUCUUAUGGUCACUUAAGCUGUUUGAGAGUCCUCCUGGCACAUGGUGCUGACGUCGACAGCUUGGAUGUUAAGGCACAGACACCACUUUUCACCGCUGUCAGUCAUGGCCAUCUGGACUGUGUGCGUGUGCUUUUGGAAGCUGGUGCCUGUCCUGGUGGUAGCAUCUACAACAACUGUUCUCCUGUGCUUACAGCCGCCCGUGAUGGUGCUGCUGCUAUCCUGCAGGAGCUCCUAGGCCAUGGUGCAGAGGCCAACGUCAAGGCUAAACUACCAUUCUGGGCAUCAAACAUAGCUUUAUGUUCUGGCCCUCUCUAUUUAGCCGCAGUCUACAGACAUCUCGACUGUUUCCGCCUGCUUUUACUCAAUGGAGCAGACCCUGAUUACAACUGCACUGAUCAGGGUCUAUUGGCACGUGUCCCACGACCCCGUAGCCUCCUUGAAAUCUGCCUCCACCAUAAUUGUGAGCCAGAGUACAUCCAGCUGCUGAUCGAUUUUGGUGCUAACAUCUACCUUCCAUCUCUCUCCCUGGACCUGACCUCACAAGAUGAUAAAGGCAUUGCAUUGCUGCUACAAGCUCGAGCCACUCCACGGUCACUCCUAUCACGGGCCCGUUUAGUCAUCCGCAGAGCCCUGCGCCAGGCUGGCCAGCCACAAGCCAUUGACCAGCUGGAUAUUCCUCCUGUGUUGAUUAGCUACCUCAAACACCAACUGUAAUCCUGCAGUCUGCCCAAGAACCCACGAUGCCUCCAAAAACCACCUGGUGACCCCAGUAGCUGGAGGGCACUACAGCUCCACCCACUCACCUAGAGCUGCUCUCCUGUAUUAUCCUCCGCAAUAAAAUCCUCAACAAAAUAA